AUGUCCCAAGGUUGAUGGCAGUCACUUCCGCAUUCCCAUGAGUCCUCGGGGCCAGGCAUGCCCACUGUGUGACCAUCUCCCUCUCUCUCAACAUCUUUGUGCGUAUACACACGUGUGGACUUAACACAUCGGUUACAAAGCAAAGGGGGACAUUUCGCUCAGACGUGGUUUGACGAUGGGUGAGAACGUGGAGCGGCUCCUGAUUCAGUUUCAGGACGAGAAUGGGCAGAUACUGGGCUCCUCUUUUGACAUACCUCUCGACAUUACUCAGGAGAAACUGCAGCUAGUCUGCAAUGCCUUGCUGCAGAAGGAGGAGCCGGUGCCGCUGGCGUUCUUCGCUCGUGGUGACACUGAGAUCGUAUCCAGCCUGGGCGCCUGCAUUAAGAAUCUGGGAUGGGAGACGGAGCAGGUGCUGCCGGUGCUGUACCAGCCCCAAGCCGUGUUCCGGGUGCGAGCCGUCACCCGCUGCACCAGCACGCUCCAGGGGCACACCGAAGCCGUCAUCUCCACUGCUUUCAGUCCCACCGGCAAAUAUUUGGCCAGCGGGUCCGGUGACACCACUGUGCGCUUUUGGGACUUGAUGACAGAGACGCCGCAUUACACUGCCAAAGGUCACUCACAUUGGGUUCUGAGCAUCGCCUGGUCACCUGAUGGCAAGAAGCUUGCGUCGGGGUGCAAAAACAGUCAGAUCUUUCUGUGGGAUCCAGUGACAGGCACACAAAUGGGGAAGACCCUGACUGGACACAGCAAGUGGAUCACUUGGCUUUGCUGGGAACCACUUCACCUCAACGCUGAGUCCCGCUACCUAGCGAGCAGCUCCAAAGACGGCUCGGUGCGCAUCUGGGACGUGGUGCUGGGGCGCUGUGACAAGAUCCUGACGGGCCACACGCAGUCGGUCACUUGCGUCAAAUGGGGCGGCGACGGACUGCUAUACACAUCGUCGCAGGACCGGACCGUCAAAGUGUGGCGGGCCAAAGAUGGGGUCCAGUGCAGGACGCUGCAGGGCCACGCCCACUGGGUCAACACGCUGGCUCUCAGCACCGACUACGUGCUAAGGACCGGCGCCUUUGAACCGGCCAACGCCACUGUCAACCCACAGGAUCUCACAGGAUCACUGGAGGAACUUAAGGACAAAGCCUUGCAGAGAUACAACAAUGUUCGGGGUUCCAAUCCGGAGCGCUUGGUGUCAGGCUCGGACGACUUCACUUUGUUCCUGUGGAAUCCCGCCGAGGAGAAGAAGCCUCUCGCCCGAAUGACGGGCCACAGCGCCCUGGUCAACGAGGUGCUCUUCUCCCCAGACACCCGCCUGCUCGCCUCGGCCUCCUUCGACAAGUCCGUCAAAAUCUGGGACGGUCGCACCGGGAAGUACUUGAUGUCCCUCCGUGGCCACGUGGGCUCCGUGUAUCAGGUGGCGUGGUCAGCCGACAGCCGGCUGCUGGUGAGCGGCAGCAGCGACAGCACGCUCAAAGUGUGGGACGUCAAGAGCGGGAAGCUCAACAUGGAUCUCCCGGGACACGCCGAUGAGGUAUUUGCUGUGGAUUGGAGUCCCGACGGACAACGAGUGGCCAGCGGCGGCAAAGACAAAUGCCUCAGAAUAUGGAGAAGGUAGCCAAAAUGGCCGCUACCCCUAUUCCAUUCCUGUCAAGAGAUUGGAGAGCUGGAGUAAAGGUGCUUUACUUAAAAAAAAAAAAUGUUGUCAUGGCAACUCACCGACACAAACAAGGUCAGAAUAUAAGGGACUUGGGUGGAAUGUGUCGGUGACAGUCUGUGACAGUGACUGCUUAUGAUUCCCCCCACGGCCUCAGCGUUUAAUCUCCUUUGUUAAAGCCUCAAGCUUGCAGAACUGCAAUCGAUUCACACGUCCAUGACCCCCAAUAACUCCCGCUAAUAAACGUACGUCAUAGAUUUUCCAUUUAACACAGCAAUGUUUAUUACGCCAUUAAAAGCUCCAUUUCAUACCUGAUGUCAUUUAACAGUCAAAACAUUAAACAGUCACACACACAUAAAUGGGAGUAAUGUUCUCAUGCAAAACAGGGCUCAUGAUUUUAGUUUGGCAAAUUAAAAAAGGGAGGGACUCUGAAGGCAUCCUCUCGAUUGUGGCGUGAUUGACCCCCCCCCCCUUACCAAGAGUAGAAAACCGUUCACCUAACUUGAUAGAAAAGAACAUGAAGGAAACAUGAAAACACGAAUGAUAAGGAUCGAGAAAUGGGCAGCGAUAUAAAGACCCUCGCACCAUGUUUGUUUUUACAAACUCUGGAUUUUGCUCUCAAAAUGGCCACUUGAAACAAAAAGGCGGACCACCUUGAAUUUCUGUUUUCAAAACGCUGUGUUGUAAUAGCGCAACAAGAAUGAGUAUCGAAUAAAACAGACAUAAUUAGCAUGUGGCUAAUAUACAAAUCGACAGCGCCAUAAUAACGAAUAACGGUUGAUGAAAAAUAAAAAGUGAUAUCUUAAAGCUAUCCGUGCCGUCUUCUUCGGAUAAUCCUGAAAAGGAGUUGCGUGUGAAAGUCUGUUAGCACUGACCAAGACAGACUUAGCAUGUUGCUAAUGAAAAAUUAUAUAAAAGCAGCGUGUAAUGUGAAAAUGAUGUGUGCUGGCUUCGAGGUUUUUUAAGCUUCACGUGUACUUCUACAACCAUAACAUGAAAUCAAAAGAUUUGACUUAUUAGCCAAGCAGCUAAUAGAUCAUUCCCCACCCAAAAAGCAGCAUGAAUCAACUUAGUGGUCACCAAAAAGUGACCAAAAAACAGACCUUGGUAACAAAGGACUUUGUGCAUGUGUUUUUCCCCAAAACCAAAAAACAGUGUGCUCACCAACAUCCUCCAAACAGAAUAAAUAAUAUCAAUUAAAAACCCAAAGUAUUGGGGCUGUCAAAUGAA
Molecule: messenger RNA, 2878 nt
Organism: Syngnathus typhle (broad-nosed pipefish)
Lineage: Eukaryota; Metazoa; Chordata; Actinopteri; Syngnathiformes; Syngnathidae
Gene: nle1
Product: notchless homolog 1 (Drosophila)
Exons: 13
Coding region: 176-1609 (477 amino acids)
Biological process (GO): ribosomal large subunit assembly; Notch signaling pathway
Cellular component (GO): nucleolus
Molecular function (GO): protein binding
Source: RefSeq, a predicted model, not a curated record